CAAACAAACGUAACAACACCGGUGAUGCUAAAAAACUAAAACCCAACAUAUUUCUCGUUUAAAUGAAGAGUCAGUUUCCAAACUUCCGUUGAAUGGUUCGUACUCAAGAUGAGUUCAUUUGCGGGUCGGAUGAAGGAGUAUUCCACGGUUUCUCUGGACCGGUUCGACAGAGAGAACCUACAUGCCCGGGCAUAUUUCCUCUCCCACUGCCACAAAGAUCACAUGAAAGGACUGAAAGGACCUCUGCUGAAGAGAAAACUGCAGUUCAGUCGAACAGUCAGGCUGUACUGCUCCUUUGUGACCAAAGAGCUCCUGCUGAGCAACCCAAAGUAUGCUUUCUGGGAGGGAUACAUCGUACCUCUGGAGCUGGAGAGCCCGACUCAGAUUUCCCUCGUAGACGAAGCAUCUGGGGAGAAAGAAGAUGUUGUUGUGACACUGCUUCCAGCAGGUCACUGUCCAGGCUCCGUCAUGUUCCUGUUUGAGGGUAACCAGGGAACCGUGUUAUAUACAGGAGACUUCAGGUUGGCUGUUGGAGAUGUGUCCAGGAUGGAGUGUCUACACUCUGGGAGCAGAGUGAAAGAUCUUCAGAGUGUUUAUCUGGACUCUACCUUCUAUGAUCCACGCUUCUACCAGAUCCCCUCUCGUGAGGUCUGUUUGAAUGGCAUCUCGGAGCUUAUUGGAAACUGGAUCAGCCAGAGCGCGUACCACGUGGUGUGGCUCAACUGUAAAGCUGCAUACGGAUACGAGUACCUGUUUACCAACCUGGGAGAGGAAUUCAACACACAGAUCCAUGUCAAGAGCCUGUCCAUGUUCAAGAAGAUGCCAGAGAUCCUGAGCUACGUAACAACCGACCGCAGGACUCAGAUUCACGCCUGUCGACACCCCAAGGACGAACUGUUUUUCCAAGGCAACAGGCUUCCGUGCGGCUGUGCAGCUCCCGAUGGGACUCCUCUUCGCAUCAUCAGCAUUAAACCCUCCACCAUGUGGUUUGGCGAGAGAACCAGGAAGACCAAAGUCAUAAUAAAAACAGGAGCAAGCUCGUACAGAGCCUGUUUCAGCUUCCACUCCUCCUACUACGAGAUUAAAGACUUCUUGUCGUAUCUCAAGCCGGUCAACAUCUUACCCAGCGUCAUCCCUCUUGGUCGCACGAUAACCGAGGUCACGCAGAUGUUGAGGCUGAUGUGCAGGAACCAGUCCGAUCAGGCAACGUUCAUUUACAAACCUCUGGGAGUCCUAAAACGCAGCAGGGUGCAGCAGCCUACUUCUGACUCAAAGAGUGAUGACGAUGAGCUGUUUGAAGGUUUGGACCUGGCACCAGUGAGGAAGAAGAUGGGGUUGAACCAGGAAACAAAAAAUGAAAACAUUCCAGAGGAGGAGGUUUCCCCGGUGUCUGUGUCUUUACCCCUGACGGCCUCUGACACACAGUCAUUUACACAUAAUUACUUUGACUGCACUGAGUCCAAUGGUGAAGAGGAGGAUGAAGAUGAAGAUGAAGAUGAAGAGGAGGACGAGGAUAAAGCAGGAAAGGGGGAUCCAACAAUGGAAGAGGAAAGCAAAGAGACCAGUUCCUCUCAGGCUCCAAAAUGGCAGGAUUUCUUCACCGUGGAGAUGCUGCCUGACAGCCAGAACAGCCUCAAAAGCCAAUCCUCCUGCUCCCCCUCCAGAGCGACGGGCUCGCAGACCCCCGAACUGUUCAGCGAAGAAGAAACUCCUGACAACAAGGAAAACUUCAGCCUGACCCUGUUGCCCUCUCUGUCCAAUCAUUCCUCGCAGAACAUGGACUCGCUAUUACCUGAUACUUUAAUCCUCCGGCCGGAGCAGGGCCGGUGGGAACACGGUGACACGGGGACCCACAACUGUGGGAGUGACCAAGCAGUCGUCCAAUCAGAGCAGGAGGAAAUGUCAGCGUCUCAGGCCUCAUCAGACUUCGAUAUUCCCUGCACACCGGAGUCACAGGUGCCACGGCCCGACGAGCUGUCACCGUUGUACAGGAAGCUGGCUUCAGGAGAGGAAAUGAUCGUGAGAAAAGGAAGUCAAGGCUCGGUAUGAGCCGUCUUCUUAGUUGACAGGUCCACCUCUGUGGACAAGUUGAAGCAGGCCUGAAAAGAAACCUGCAGCACUCUAGAUUCACUUUGUCAUUGUCAUAAAUUAGCACAAAAGUGAUUAUAAGCUGUAAUUUUAUCAUCUUUGAUAGAAGAUUUACCUGGUUAUGAUGAACUUUCAGCUGCAUCUGAUGUUCUGCUUCAUUUUCUUGCAGAUUUAUAGUGAGUUGGAGUUAAUUAUGAAGCUAUAUGGACACAACUUUACUGUUAAACUCUUCAAAACUAAUUUUAAAGAUCCAUGAAGGAGAUGUUAGAUCCAACUUUGGUUAAGUAAAAUAGUUUUGAGUAAAAUUCCACUUCUGUUGGAAAUGUUUUACGAGCUGCCAGGUUCUUUUAUUUGAGCUGCUCUCCGUCUUCAGUGAAGUCGUCUCUACAUUCAGUCCAACCUCCAAACCACACAGACCUCAGACUCUCUACGUUGCUUCAUGCACCUGUGCAUGUCACACACCUGCAUUCCCUUUGAGUUACACGUUGGUGGGUUUUCUCUGCAUUGUUGUAAAAACUGAUCAACUGAUCUUUUGUAUCAAAGCAAAACAAGUUUAAAUUAAAUGUAUUUAUAUUUG
Cololabis saira (Pacific saury) is the source of this 2665-nucleotide messenger RNA. It is a transcript of the gene dclre1c, whose product is annotated as DNA cross-link repair 1C, PSO2 homolog (S. cerevisiae). The record is from RefSeq and is a predicted model, not a curated record. The transcript has 15 exons. The coding region runs from base 109 to 2049 and encodes 646 amino acids. NCBI's taxonomy places the organism in Eukaryota, Metazoa, Chordata, Actinopteri, Beloniformes, Belonidae. Gene Ontology annotation, molecular function: damaged DNA binding; 5'-3' DNA exonuclease activity. Gene Ontology annotation, biological process: double-strand break repair via nonhomologous end joining; interstrand cross-link repair; protection from non-homologous end joining at telomere.